This is a messenger RNA of Chara braunii, 1981 nucleotides long. Lineage: Eukaryota; Viridiplantae; Streptophyta; Charophyceae; Charales; Characeae. The record is from the annotation of a GenBank genome assembly.
AGAAUCUGGCCGCGUUGUUGAAAUGAACCGAAGAAGAAAAGAUGGACCACCUGGGGCAGCAUGUGUCUUUGAGCUUGGGACGGGACAUAAUGACCAUCGUAGCCGCGAGUCGAUCCUGGAAGGAAACCCGGGAUGUAAUGAUGAGGAAAUACCUGGCAGCGGAGAAGAUGGCAACGGAGGCCGACUUAGCGGCAAUCCAGAGAAAGAACUUCGCGACAUACAAUGACUUUCUACAGGAGUUUAACCUGGUAGCCCUAAGGAUCCCCGGGGUUACGGACCGGAUAAUGAGUAAGUACUUCCUCAAGCAGUUCUCCGAGUUCGACAAGGACAAGAUCCUGUCGGCUUACCAACAGACGAGCAAAUUCGUAAACACCAGGGAUGUUGAUUUCAGUACGGUAACAGAUCUGGCCGAAAAGAUCGUAGUGAUCGAAACAUUGGCCUUGCUCAAGGAAGGGGAAGCCAUAGAUCGGACUGGUAGGACAGGCGACAAGGUAAAGAAGGGGAUUGAAAGUCUACAUGAACGGGUGCACGGAGUUGACAACAAGAUUGAAAAGGUGGAGAACGUGCUACUGGUUAUGCAGGCGCAAGUAUCCCGACCCGCCCUCCCUCCCCAAGAAGUCGUAGUUCCGCCAGGGGUAGCCAAUCGAGGAUUCGGAUGGAGAGAUCCCGCUAAUAAGCAAUGCAAGUAUUGCACCGUGGUGGGACAUUUUGUGCGCGCAUGCCCAAAACUCAACCAUUAUAUAUUAAGAAGGAGAUGUACCAGGUCAUUAAAGGGAGAGAUAUUCGGGUCGCAGGGAGAGCAGGUGAAUUGGAACUCACCAGGGGGGAUGCAGCGAGCCAUCAUCAUGUUCAAUGGGUUAGAGAUAGCAGCGGUAGAGGCAGCGCCGGUGGUCGAUAUCAUCUGGGAUCAACUUAGGGGUCACGGGCCGCAGGUCGGCGUUAUUCUGGAAAGCGACGGACACGAUAGGGUGAACGCGACCACUCGACUGGGGACGGCUGGGAGAAGAAUUAUCCGUGACACCGUGAUGGAGGAGGUUGUUGGAGGCUCCGCGCCCCAGGCAAAGCCGGAGGCCGGGGAACCAGAGAAAGUUUAUAGGAAGCCUAUGGAAGAGGAGCCUAGAGACAAAGUUACCGCUGCUAAAAAGAAGUUUAGAUACCAAAUCCCGAUCUUAACCAUACCUGAGAUCGAUGACACCCUUAGCAAAUUACUAGGAACCAUGGUAUCGGUGUCGUUUCAGACCAUGUUGCAGGCCAGCCCUAGGUUGCUCAAAGGGCUUAAACAGUUGUUGACGCGACGACGAGUAGAGAUAGACGAAAACCCCGAAUCGCCGGAAGGGGAAGGGGAGGAGGAAGCUCCGCAAGAAGUCGCUAACCUUAAGAGGAGUCGCGGGGAUUUGGAGGAUCUCGAGAAAGCCUUUGCGAACAUCCGCCUGAGUUUGCCAGACCGAGAAGGUGGUGAGGUCAUGAGGGCACCUCCUGGGACAAAGCUCAGCUUCCAUGCGCUACCCGUAGGAAAGUUGAAAAUCCAGAUCGGAACUCAUCAUACCGACGCAUUAAUAGACGGGGGAGCGGAAAUCACUCUCAUAAGGCAAGAUUUGGCAACGAUCACGGGCUGUAUGUUCGAUUACAAAAUCGAACGGAUUGCUGGAAUCAGAAACAAGGCCGAUGAGCUGAGUCGGGUCUGCAUCACUCUCGAUAGGGUGGAGGAUGCGGAGCCCAUAGACGCAUUCCUUGAAUACGAGGGAGGAACUCUUGCGGUGGAUAACGAAAUGAUGAGCGAAGAAUGCGCGUCGGGAGAACUGUUGAUCCGAACUUUGGAGGAGGGGGCACCUGCCGUAGUAGCAAAACUUAGAGAAGGACCAGUCACCACUCGAGGUCGCAAAGAGGAGAAAGAUUCAUGAGGAGCGACAAUAGGACCGAAGGAGGAACUAAUAGAAAUGGCGAUUGAGGGAGGCCGGGAAGCCGUGAAGAGCUUAGUGAA